AAUGACUGGACGGCCAUAACAACUGUAAACAGCGUUUUAUUCUUUGUAAUUGAACUUUUUAUAAUUUUGUUUGUCUUUCCUCCUUUUCUCUUCAACGUUUAAUCGCGAUACACCUAUUUCAUUUUAAGUGCAGAAAGUAUAACAUAGUGCAGCUACGAGGAACAGAUCUGUCAUCGUCGACGUCGUCGACGAUAGCAAUUAUCAUCAAUCUUUCUUAUUGAGUUCAAACGUGAAGUUGCAGGUUCAUCAGCAAAGAAUUAUCGUGCACUUUGCAACAAUUGAAACAAACUAUUGACGAAAUAAAACUCAAGGAAAAUCGCGAAGCGACCGGAGGAAUGAUCGAGCACAAUUUUCCACCCUUGAAGAAUGACCGGAUUCUCAAGGCGGCACGCGGGGAGCCGGUUGACAGGGUUCCAGUUUGGGUUAUGAGACAAGCUGGGAGGUACCUUCCAGAGUUUCAGGAAGUCAGAGCUCGGCACGAUUUCUUCGCCGUUUGUCAGACUCCUGCGUUGGCAUGCCAGGUGACCCUGCAGCCGAUAGAACGCUUCGAUCUGGAUGCCAGUAUAAUAUUCUCAGAUAUCUUGGUGAUCCCUCAGGCGAUGGGCCUGAAAGUCGAGAUGGUAGCGGGAGUAGGUCCAGUCUUGCCUCAGCCCUUAGCUGAUCCCAAUGACUUAGCACGACUUGUACGACCAAAUGUGAAUGAAGCUCUAAAGUAUGUCGGAGAUGCUAUAACAUUGACUCGGCACAAAUUGGAUGGUAGAGUGCCAUUAAUAGGAUUCACUGGAGCUCCUUGGACUCUGAUGGGUUACAUGAUUCAAGGAGGAGGUAGUUCGACAAUGGCAAAGGCAAGAUCCUGGUUGUAUAAGUAUCCAGAGGACACGCAUAAAUUGUUACAGAUGAUUACAGAUAUUGUUGUGGAUUACUUAGUAAUGCAAGUGAAAGCUGGUGCUCAGUUACUACAAGUAUUUGAAAGCAAUGGAGACUAUUUGGAUGAUGCAUUAUUUACAAAUUAUUCUUUUAAAUAUCUGAAACAAAUCAGCAAACGUGUACGGAACCAUCUGAAAGAAGCAAAUAUUCCAGAAGUGCCUAUGAUUGCUUUUCCAAAAGGUGCAACCAUGAAUUCCUUAAAAAUUCUUGCGAAGGAUCAGAGUUAUGAAGUAAUAGGCCUUGAUUGGACCGUAGAUCCUACAGAAGCCAGAAAACAACUUGGUCCUAAUAUUACAUUGCAAGGUAAUAUGGAUCCUUGUUCAAUGUAUUCUUCACAGGAUGAAAUUGUUGAUCGUGCACACAAAAUGGUGUCAAAUUUUGGUAAAACUCGAUAUAUUGCCAAUUUGGGACAUGGCAUUUUACCAGAUACUCCGAUUCCAUCCAUGGAGGCUUUUAUUAAAGGAGUGCACUCGGCAUAAGUAUACGUUUUACAACCAAAACAUUUUAUUAUGCAUUUGUUAUAAAUAAUUAUAAUUAUUGUAUAAUUAUUGUUACUAUAUUGCAUUGUUUUAACUUUUCUUAUAACAAUUAUUGCGAUUUUAUAGUAUUUCUAAUGUCAAAAGUAUUUUUUGAAUAUUAUUUUUCAAUAAAGGAAAGUCUUGACUCGUC
This is a messenger RNA of Temnothorax curvispinosus, 1596 nucleotides long. It is a transcript of the gene Urod, whose product is annotated as uroporphyrinogen decarboxylase. Gene Ontology annotation, biological process: heme biosynthetic process. The record is from RefSeq and is a predicted model, not a curated record. The coding region runs from base 336 to 1406 and encodes 356 amino acids. NCBI's taxonomy places the organism in Eukaryota, Metazoa, Arthropoda, Insecta, Hymenoptera, Formicidae. The transcript is spliced from 7 exons. Gene Ontology annotation, molecular function: uroporphyrinogen decarboxylase activity. Gene Ontology annotation, cellular component: cytosol.